This is a messenger RNA of Phaeoacremonium minimum UCRPA7, 1125 nucleotides long. RefSeq names its product putative lipase 1 precursor protein. Gene Ontology annotation, molecular function: triacylglycerol lipase activity. The record is from RefSeq and is a predicted model, not a curated record. The coding region runs from base 1 to 1125 and encodes 374 amino acids. Gene Ontology annotation, biological process: lipid catabolic process. Lineage: Eukaryota; Fungi; Ascomycota; Sordariomycetes; Togniniales; Togniniaceae. The transcript has a single exon.
AUGACCCCGCCAACAGAACUCGAUGCUGCGGCACCAGGGAGCAUCGUGCGGAUUCGAAAGGCGCCGGGAAACUUGACGGCCGCUGUCACUAACAGCUCUGAGGCUUUCAAUAUUCUCUACCGCACUACAGAUAGUCGUUACGAGCCCACCUGGGCAGUCGCAACACUCUUCGUGCCUAUCGCCCCGGCGACAGCUUCAAUAUUACUCUCUUAUCAGAUUGCAUACGAUUCAGUUGACGUCAAUGGGAGUCCUUCCUACACCCUCUACACCGGCAGCGAGCAGCCCGAUAUUGAAUGGGCACUGGGCCGCGGACGGCAUGUACUAACAGGCGACUAUGAAGGUCCCCUGGCCUCUUUCACUGCUGGUGUUAUGUCCGGUCAUGCUGUACUAGAUGGUGUUCGGGCUGUACUCUCCUCUGAUUGCAAGGGGGCGUUGGGGUUCUCAGAUUCAGUUCGGUAUGCCUUGUGGGGAUACUCAGGAGGUGCGUUGGCGAGCGAAUGGGCCACUGAGCUCCAAGUUCAGUAUGCCCCAGAGCUAUCAUUCAGUGCAGCUGCUCUUGGUGGAUUGACGCCAAACGUCACGAACAUCCUCAGUCUCGUCGAUGAUACAGUUAGUGCGUCUUUGAUUCCUGGCUGGUUACUGGGUGUGACCAGCCAGUUCCCCGAUGCGCGGGAGUAUCUCAUCAGUGUGCUCAAGAAGGAUGGUCCCUACAAUGCCAGCACCUUCCUCGGGUUUGCUGACUCAACUUCGUCUGCCGCCACUUUUGUUAACCAGGAAAUGGGCAAAUAUUUUGUGCAUGGGCUUGCAGAUCUAGAGGCACCUCUAAUCAAGCGCGUAACGUAUAGUGACGGCAUAAUGGGCUACCACGGCGUUCCUCAGAUGCCUGUCUAUGCUUACAAGGCUAUACAUGACGAGCUAAGUGCCGGUGUCGAUACAGACAAGCUGAUUGAGAGGUAUUGCGAGGUGGGCGCCUCAAUUUACUAUACGAGGAAUACUGUAGGCGAUCAUGUUGGCGAGUACGUUGCUGGUGACCCGAGAGCACGGGCGUGGCUGGUCUCGGUCAUGGAGCAAGGACACGUCGAGGUUGGAUGUCGGAUCGAGACCAUUACUGAUCCAGCUUCUUAG